Messenger RNA from Xenopus laevis (African clawed frog), 1444 nucleotides. It is a transcript of the gene mhc1-uba6.4.S, whose product is annotated as major histocompatibility complex class I-related gene protein. The transcript has 6 exons. The coding region runs from base 66 to 1067 and encodes 333 amino acids. The record is from RefSeq and is a predicted model, not a curated record. NCBI's taxonomy places the organism in Eukaryota, Metazoa, Chordata, Amphibia, Anura, Pipidae.
CAUUUGUUGUGAGCAGAGUUGAAGUAAGAAAACAUCUGAAUUCUGCGUAAAGGAUAAAGGGAACAAUGAACUACAUUGUGUUGCUGGUGUUCAGCCUCGGGGUCUCUGCAGUAGAUUGUGCCGGCCUUCAUUCUCUACAGUACGACAUAGAACUGGUAUCAUUCUAUAAUCAUGAUGUGCCACAAUAUUCAAUCACUGCGUAUAUAGAUGGGUUGAAGUAUGGAAGAUACGACAGUGACACACGCCGGGGUCAGGUCUUGCUACCAUCAAUGAUUAUUCCAUCACUCAGUACCCAUGCUAAGCACCUGCUAAUGCAGAUAAAAUUUGCUCAGAGACAGGAGGCCAUUGAAAAACAUAAAAUGGAAUUUGUAAUGGGGUUUUUAAACAAGACAUUUGGUAAUAGAGACUUCCAUGUCUACCAGAGGAGGUUUGCCUGCAAGCUGAAUGAGGAUGGUACCAUUGGUGGAUAUGAGGAGAUUGCAUAUAAUGGCAAGGAGGUUAUGGUACAGGAUAAAGAGAGGGUGGUGUAUGUUCCUGCAACACAAGAGGCUCUGAUUAUGACCCAGCAAUGGAAUCAGCACUAUGAUUAUGCCAAGAUAAAUAAAUUAUACAUGGAGAAUGAUUGUAUCCAACACAUGAAGAUGUAUCUCCCUUAUGUAUCAACUGACUUGGAGAGGAAAGUUCUCCCUAAAGUGAAGAUUUCCAGCUUAGAAUUAGACAGGGGUAAAAAACUGCACUGCUGGGUGUAUGGGUUCUACCCCCGAGAUGUGGAAGUGAAGUGGAUAAAAAAUGGGAGAGAUGAGAUUUACUCAGAGGAAUCAGCAGAGAUCCUGCCAAACCCUGAUGGCACCUAUCAGAUCAGAGUCAGUGUGGAGGUAACACCAGAGGAGGGCGCCACUUACUCCUGCCAUGUGGAUCACAGCAGUUUGGAGAAGAUAUUGGUUUUUCCCUUUGAAUCGAAAUAUAGACGCAUGAUACAUAUCACAAUCCCCAUCACGGCUGUUUUCUUCGUCGCUCUUCUUGCUUUGGGAAUGUUGACAAUUAGAACGAGAAGGAAUAAUGGAUAAGAAAGCAGCCAACAAAAAGUUUACACUCAGAGGCGAGAAGUCAUGAGCCUUCCAAAUAACAUGAAAUAUUGGAAAUAUAUAAGAGCUGAUUUAUAAAUGCUGAUAUAGUCUGCAGUGUGUGUGUGAUAAUAAAUGAGAUGAAUUUAUGGUACAGGUAUCAGGAAUGCUUGCGGCACAGUGUUUUCUUGAAUUGUUUUGCCUCCAUUAAUUUUUCUUAGUUUGGCUGAAGUACAAUGAUUUACAUUGUGCAAGAAACAGUUUCUUUCCUGCAAGAGCAAGAGCAGCACCACCAAGGACUGUUGAUAAAAUAUGGGUCCACUUUAUUUCUGUUUUUUAUUUUUGUGUUUGUAUAUAUUUGAAAUAUAGGUUUGUACAUU